AUGUCACAAAACAAUUCAAUGAAGACAUCACUCGAGACCAAAGUAGACGGGAAUCAAGACAUCAAACAACAGCCAAAACUAUAUGCGAUGGACUCUUUGGAUCGAUUCGGUGAUGACUUAUUUGAGUAUUUGUUGUCUUAUCUGUCACUCGAAGACCGCUUUCGAUUGGAAUGUGUGUCCAAACAGUUCCAGAGGACAGUCUUCAAGAGUGUUGUCGACAUCUGUAUUGACGAUAGUUUACUCGCAAACCGUUUAAAGACUCAAAUGUUGGCCUCAAUUGCAAUGAAAUGUCCGAACAUUCGACGCCUCGACUGUCGAGAAAUGACAUCUGAAGAACUGAUUCCCGAAGUGAUCACUGCUUUUGGAAACCAUUUGCGAGACAUUCACUGCGAGUUGGUAUCAAAUAGUAACCAAUGGUUGCCUACCUAUGGAUCACUUGUUACACAAAUGACUGUAUGGAAGCGUUCGGCCAAACAGUCACUCAUUCAUUGCAACCGAUUGUCUCGCUUAACGGUAUGGCAGUUGACCGAUGUCUUUGGCAAUACUUUCCCGGAGUUAUUGGUAAAUGAUUUACAGUCAAUGGAAUUCCGAGUCGCGUCGGACAACGAUAGCCAACUCUUGCCGGCAUUUGUCUCCAGGAAUCUGUCUCUCAAACAUUUCGCAAUUGUUAUCGAUCGAGAUUUGCCCGAAAUGUGUCAACUAUUGUCACGACUGACACAAUUACAACAUUUGGGACUCCAUUUGGGAUCAACGAUACCGAGUGUUCAGGCGUUACUUUCCGAAAUUAGCGGUAUUUACGCCAAUCGAUCGCCAUUUUUUGGAACCGUUGAAACUCUGCCACCGAUUAACACAUUUAACACUACAUUUCGAUCCACUAAAUGGGAAAGAUUACAGGAUCCCGUGGCUCACCCAUAA
This is a messenger RNA of Medioppia subpectinata, 915 nucleotides long. Lineage: Eukaryota; Metazoa; Arthropoda; Arachnida; Sarcoptiformes; Oppiidae. The record is from the annotation of a GenBank genome assembly.